GCAAAUCCAUCGCGACAAUGCCCUUCAACUCGGCGUCCAGGCGCAGUACUUAUUGUUCGGCCUGACCGCUGCCGCCCUCAUUCACGAUUGCCAGCGCGACGACAAGGAAAAAUGGCACCAAGGGACAUCGAAACCACGCUCGACGACUCGCCCGCUGCCGAUCAUCUCCCCUAUCGCACGCCCCGAGCUCGUGUCCGAGUCCAUCUGGCUGCCGAAGUCAGCCCUACGCAUGCCGAUCUCCUGCUAUUGGUGUGUUCGUUGAUCUCGGGCUUGAUGGACAGCACCCUGUACAAUGCCUACAAUACCUUCGUCUCCAUGCAGACAGGCAACACCAUCUUCAUCGCGCUCGGCGCCAGCAACCAGAACAACAAGCCGUACGGGUGGGCGCGGUCGCUAUGCUCACUGGGCUUCUUCGUCAUAGGCUCGUUCUUCUUCUCGCGCCUGCACAAGCACCUCGGCCCGCGCCGCCGCAAAACGCUCGUCUCGUCCUUCCUCCUACAAACGGCCUUUAUCGUCGUCGCCGCCGCCCUCGUGCAAGGCGGCGCCAUCAACGGCUCCGUCCCCAACCCCUCCUUCACCCAAGUCCACUGGAACGAACUCGCGCCCAUCGCCCUGCUGAGCUUCCAGGCCGCCGCCCAGAUCGUCACCAGCCGCGCUCUUGCGUUCGCUGAGAUCCCGACUAUUGUCAUCACCAGCUUGCUCUGCGACCUCUUCUCCGACCCGGCCUUGACGGCUCCUGUCUCCCAGAACGUGAAGCGCAAUCGCCGCGCGGCGGCGUUUACGCUUACGUUGGUCGGCGCAAUUGCCGGUGGCUGGAUCUCCAAGGCCACCAAGGGCGUGCAGGCGGCGUUGUGGCUUGUUGCGGGGCUCAAGCUGGCGAUUACUGGUGCUUGGGCGUGCUGGCCUGCCAAGUAGGUAGUGGGUUCUUAUCGUGAGAUGUUUGGAAGCGCUCCACGGCUAUUCUUAGACAACAGGCAUUGUUUACUGCUGCUUACCUAUUCUUGAAGGUGCGCAACUGCACUUGUAUGAACUUACCUGGUUAGCUACUUCACAAACGAGACUGAAGUCGACCCUCAUUCGAUUCUCAGCAUACGCGAGGGCUGGUGGAAAAUAGACGAGAUCGGAUACACGAAAUAGAUGGCGGACAUGGGAAGGGAUAUCUGACAAUAUACUGCGGAAUCUGUUUUGCAGCGAUAGAGAUAACCACCAUCUAUCUCAUCAUUGACUCCUCUGC
This is a messenger RNA of Aplosporella prunicola CBS 121167, 1234 nucleotides long. RefSeq lists its product as uncharacterized. The transcript has 2 exons. NCBI's taxonomy places the organism in Eukaryota, Fungi, Ascomycota, Dothideomycetes, Botryosphaeriales, Aplosporellaceae. The coding region runs from base 112 to 915 and encodes 267 amino acids. The record is from RefSeq and is a predicted model, not a curated record.